GGGGGGGGGAUAUUUGACACGUUUUGGCAAGUUUGUGUGGGGAAAACAUUGUCCUCUGUGGUGCCCCAUACUUGCUCCAACCUCUCCGCUUCAGAGGCUAAAAGAUGGCCGAAGCUCAACCGUGGCCUAGCCGGUUCUUCUGUCACAGAUGCUCCGCGGAGAUUAGCCCUCGCCUUCCAGAGUACACCUGUCCAAGAUGUGAGUCAGGGUUCAUCGAGGAACUGCUGGAAGAAAGAAGUGCUGACAAUGGCUCCAUGUCUACCAUCUCCAGCGGGCCACAAUACCAGCAACCAUUUGAGAACACAGACCAGCACUUGUUUACAUUCCCGUCGGGCUACGGCCAGUUCUCGCUGAGCGUCUUCGACGAUCCUUUCGACUUCGGAGCUGGACUUGGAACGGAGGACAACCGUGACGCUGAGAGUCGGCGAGAAAGAGAGAAUGCGUCACGGCAACGCUACAGUGCCAGGCAGCCAAGGAGUCGUCACGGCUCAAGACGGCAGCAGGGAAGGCAUGAGGGAGUUCCGACUCUAGAGGGAAUCAUUCAGCAGCUAGUGAAUGGAAUCAUUGCCCCUACUGCAAUGCCAAAUAUUGGUGUUGGACCCUGGGGUGUUCUUCAUUCAAAUCCUAUGGAUUAUGCAUGGGGGGCUAACGGGUUAGAUGCUAUUAUAACUCAGUUAUUAAAUCAGUUUGAGAACACGGGGCCUCCACCUGCUGAUAGAGAUAAAAUCAAAAAUCUGCCUUCAGUCCUAGUUACAGAGGAGCAUGUUGCUUCAGGACUGGAAUGUCCAGUGUGCAAAGAAGAUUACAGUGUGGGAGAAAACGUGAGACAGUUACCGUGCAAUCACAUGUUCCACAAUGAUUGCAUUGUACCCUGGCUAGAGCAGCACGACACGUGUCCGGUGUGCAGGAAAAGCUUGAGCGGCCAGAACACGGCGACCAACCCUCCAGAACUAUCAGGGAUGAACUUUACCUCCUCCUCUUCCUCAACGUCCUCGUCGUCUUCCUCCACCCCCCAAUCCUCCAGCUCCACCAGUAAUGAGAACUCCACUGACAACUCGUAGAGAAGCAUUCUUAUCCGUCUCCAUCUUUAUUUUAUUUUUUUUAGCUCUUUGGAGCUUCCAGGCUGCUGUGACCCCGCUGACUCCCUGAUAAAGAGGAGAAAACCGGGGUGCAAUCUCGUUAAGAGAGCACCCGGUUCCGCGGUAAGACGACUGCUCCUGUUUUUUAAAUCCAACAUGGAUCCAAACAAAAGACUGGUGGAGGCCUCCUGGAGUGAAACCUCUGUCAAGGACAAUGUGGGGAUGUGUGUAAAAGACACCUCAUGCUCAAACAUUUUUGGAAUUGGAACAUUUUUUUUCCAGUUGAAAAGCAAAAUGAAAUGUACAUAUAUUCCGUUUUUUUUAAGAGUACCAUCAUAUCUAAGGCCUUACCGUGCACCCUAUUUUUUCUUCAUGGUUCCUUUUGGAUUCAAAUUCGCAAGUACUUAUCAAGGCUCCACUUGCAGUUUUUACUUAAGACCCAAACCUAUUUUGAUGUGAAACCUUGCUUUCCACACACAGCGAAUUUUAUCCGCAAAUCUUUUGCAUCCUCCAUUUAGAAGAACCAUUUCAUACAUGAUUUAACCUGAAUGGAAAGGGAGUUCUUUUCUAAGGUUGCCAGUUGAUUUGCAGUAUGAUCAUGUAUGAAAAUAAAGACGUUUGGGUGAUAACACUCAAGACACAUCA
This is a messenger RNA of Phyllopteryx taeniolatus (common seadragon), 1724 nucleotides long. RefSeq names its product E3 ubiquitin-protein ligase RNF126-like. The transcript is spliced from 9 exons. Gene Ontology annotation, biological process: protein ubiquitination. The record is from RefSeq and is a predicted model, not a curated record. Bases 105 to 1061 code for a protein of 318 amino acids. Gene Ontology annotation, molecular function: ubiquitin protein ligase activity. NCBI's taxonomy places the organism in Eukaryota, Metazoa, Chordata, Actinopteri, Syngnathiformes, Syngnathidae. Gene Ontology annotation, cellular component: cytoplasm.